This is a messenger RNA of Lytechinus pictus (painted urchin), 462 nucleotides long. RefSeq lists its product as uncharacterized. Bases 1 to 462 code for a protein of 153 amino acids. NCBI's taxonomy places the organism in Eukaryota, Metazoa, Echinodermata, Echinoidea, Temnopleuroida, Toxopneustidae. The transcript is spliced from 4 exons. The record is from RefSeq and is a predicted model, not a curated record.
AUGAAUGAAAAGAAAAUGGCUCUCCUGGACAUUUUGAUUAUUAAUUUCACUUUGUACAGUCUAUAUUGGUCAUAUAGCACAUUCUUAAAGAUGCCUCCCAUCGUUACCAAAGGAUACCAAAGGAUGUGGUCAGUGGAAGUCACUGUAACUUUCUCAAACAACUCUUAUUUUCUACAGAGAACUCCUCCACAGACAACACAACAGCAACAUCAACAACAUCAUCAGCAACAGCAGCAACAGCCACAGCAUACAACGACCCAUCGUGUGACCGCAGCGCCGCAUAAGCCUCUCAUCCAGGACAGGCACGUGACGGGGGAUGCAAGCCGGAAGUGCAACGGGCUCCAUGCGUUGGAGAAGUCUCCAGAGAUCAAGAAGGAGGAGAAGUCAGGACCGGUAAGUCCUUUCUGCUCUCUUGUGUGCUUUGUUGGUGAUAGAAGGAGUGAUGUGCAAUGUUAUGAUUGA